This is a messenger RNA of Triticum aestivum (bread wheat), 3825 nucleotides long. Its product is annotated as ABC transporter A family member 8. The coding region runs from base 72 to 3620 and encodes 1182 amino acids. NCBI's taxonomy places the organism in Eukaryota, Viridiplantae, Streptophyta, Magnoliopsida, Poales, Poaceae. The record is from RefSeq and is a predicted model, not a curated record. Gene Ontology annotation, biological process: transmembrane transport; lipid transport. The transcript has 15 exons. Gene Ontology annotation, cellular component: membrane; intracellular membrane-bounded organelle. Gene Ontology annotation, molecular function: ATP hydrolysis activity; ATP binding; lipid carrier activity.
UUCUCUUCCACCUUCAGACCAGUCAAAAGAAAGAGAGAAGACAGAGAAAACCCAAGAACUGUCGCCGCGAGAUGGAGCCCUUGUCGGGCGCCGCCGCCGCCGCCGCCGCGGCUGCUGGUGGCGGUGGUGCAUCAAGGCCACCGAGCUUCGCCUCGCAGACCAAUGCCCUCCUGCGCAAGAAUCUCAUCUUCCAGAAGCGCAACAGGAAGGCAACCAUUCGGCUAAUCAUAGUUCCGAUAUACCUCUGUGUAUUACUCAGUGUCCUGCAACGAGUCAUCAACAAUUUAUUGGAUAAACCGAAAUACAAGUGUGGAUGCAUGUGUGUUGAUGUGAAUGGCACAGGUCCUUGCCAAAAUGUGUGUGGCAUUCAGUACUCUACAUUGGACCAGGCUGGCAGUUGCCCUAUACCAAAUCCUCCUGAGUGGCCUGCUCUCUUGCAAGUACCCCACCUCGAGUAUCGUGCCACCCAGGAUUCCUCUGAAUCAUGCAGAAAGUCACAAUCCUGCCCGGCCGCCAUACCGUUCACGGGGGCAAAUGAAACUCUAUCUACUACUGUCAUGCAGAACAUGUUCACAGACUCGCCACUUUCAAAUCUUUCUGAUAAUGCGAGCAUAUCUGGUAUUCUCCUGGGGACAGAUAUGCCAGGUACUUCUACGGGCUUCAUCGAACCUGCUUUUAUUUCGGAUGUACCCAUUUAUGUUCUUCAGUCGGAAUGCAAGUCCAGGAAUUCAGUUACACUCCGCACUACCAUUGAUGCUAUUAAUGUUCAGAAAGAGAUAAAAUGUGUUCAAGGUCUACCUUUGUGGCGGAAUAGUUCAAGAACAAUCAAUGAGGAGACCUUUAAGGGUUACCGGAAAGAAAAAAUAGGGAAAGGAAUUAGUGAAGUUGCAAUGGCUUAUGAUUUCCAAGACUCAAACGAGAAGCGUUUCAAUGUGCUUGCAUUGUAUAACUCGACUUAUCAGAAUAUCUCUUAUGUUCCAAUGCCAUUCGGACUUCUGCGUGUUUCACGUUCACUGAAUGCGGUCUCAAAUGCCUAUCUCCAAUUCCUACAAGGUCAAGGUUCAGGCAUAAAAAUGUUGCUUGAGUUUACAAAAGAAAUGCCAAAGCAAGCGACUCGUCUGACGAUUGAUUUUUCUUCUCUUAUUGGUCCUCUCUUUUUCGAAUGGGUUGUUGCGUUGCUUUUCCCGGUUAUGUUGACAUACCUUGUAUAUGAGAAGCAACAUAAGCUCCGAACAAUGAUGAAAAUGCACGGGCUUGGAAAUGGCCCUUACUGGAUUAUCUACUACGCAUACUUCCUUAUCUUGUCUACGGUGUAUCUUGUGCUAUUUGUCAUUUUUGGAGCCCUUAUAGGUCUAAAUUUUUUCAAGACGAAUGACUAUGGUAUCCAGUUUGUUUUCUUCUUCAGUUUCAUUAACUUGCAGAUUGUAUUAUCUUUCCUAGCUGCAACAUUCUUUUCGAAGGUUAAUACUGCUCAAGCAAUUGCAUAUCUGUACAUAUUUGGAUCAGGGUUAAUGGCAGGAUCUCUUAUUCGGAAUUUUCUUGAAGGUGGAAAAUUUCCAAGACACUGGAUUACAGUUCUGGAGAUAAUACCUGCAUUUUCUUUAUAUAGAGGAUUAUGUGGGCUUAGCCAAUAUGCUAUUAGGGCUUCAGAAACGGGAAAUCCUGGCAUGCGAUGGAGUGAUCUAAAUGACCAUACAAAUGGAAUGAGGGAUGUGAUGAUCAUUAUUAUUGUUGAGUGGUUGGUUUUGCUUCCUGUUGCAUAUUAUUUUGACUAUGCUGCUUCAGUUGGAAACAGCUCUGGCCUCCUUUCCAUCAUCAAAUGUCUCCUAAGAAAGAACACCACUUGGAGAAGGAUAGCUGUUAACGAAGUUGCCGACAAUGAUGUUCAUGUGGAAAUGGAGAAGUUAGACAUUAUUAAAGAGAGGGAGACUGUUGAUCAAGUACUACAGCAGCGGAACAGUGGCUACGCUGUUGUCUGUGACGAUCUCAAGAAAGUAUAUCAUGGAAAGGAUGGUAACCCUGAUAAGUAUGCUGUUCGAGGUCUAUCACUUGCUUUGCCGUACGGAGAGUGUUUGGGCAUUCUUGGUCCUAAUGGAGCUGGCAAGAGCUCUUUUAUUAGCAUGAUGAUUGGGUUUUCAAAGCCAACAUCAGGGAAUGCAUUUGUACAGGAUUUCAGCAUACAUACUGACAUGGAAAACAUAUACAACAGCAUGGGGGUUUGUCCACAGAUUGAUAUGCUAUGGGAGAUGCUGACUGGCAGAGAACAUCUCCAGUUUUAUGGUCGACUGAAGAGCCUCACUGGUUCUGCUUUGGACCUUUUACAAAGGCCGGUGCCACCACUACUCCCUGCUGAACAAUUUCGUGAACGAACCAGUUCCCCGAGCCCCGUGUCGCUCCCCGCGAGCGGCCCGGGCGCUAACCCUAGCCGCCGGGCACCGCCGCCACCCAUCCCCCCCUCCUCCCCCGCUGCCGCCGGCGAGCGCCGCCCGGGCAAAGCCCGUGUGGUGUCGGCGGCGGCGGGCUCUUCCACUCCCGCUUGCGAGGUGGGCUGCGCGGGGCAGCUGCGCCAAGCGGACGAGGCAGGCGCGAGGCGCUGCGGCGUGUGGCUGUGCGCGGGCCGGCGCUGCUCGGCACGCCAUGGUCGCGGCAUGGGAGCCGUGGGCGCUCGAGGUCUCCAGCCCACGCGGCUCUGGCGUCGAGGGCGCGCGUUGUGGCGGGCUUGGCUGCGCUGGGAGGCGCCGUGCUCGCGCGCCGGGGAUCCGGAUCUGGCGCCUGGAUGCCACGCCGUGGCUCUGGCGGCCCGGAUCUGGUGUGCCCGCGGGGCCCCGCGGCUGGCGGCUUGCCUGCGGCUCGGAUCCAUGGCGGUGGCCAUGGCUGGUGGCACGCGGCGCAGCUUGGCGGCGAGCGGCGCCGGCGUGGACAGGUGGACCAAUUCCCUGGCCAUGUGGAUGGCGGGGAGGUGGUGGGCUUCGGCUGCGGCGGCGGUUCCUCGCUGGAUGUUGGUGGCCAUGGUGAUGUUUGUCCUCGACCCCGAUCUACUCCGAUCUGCAGCGGAUCCGGCCCUUGGUGGCUUCGGUCACCGUUCUUGGUGCUGGCCUUGCAGAUCCGGUGGCUGGAAGGGUUCUGGGGGAAUCUCUUGGCCGGCGUGGCGGCCACUCCGAUGGCAGUGCCUUUGGGUGUUGCUUCCCUCGUUGGAGGCUUCGGAGAGGACCUCCUUCCUUCCACCCCUCCCAGGAGCUCAGGUGAAAACCUCAGAACCUUCGGUUCCAAGCGACGACGACACCACGGUGCCGUGCUCCUUACUGAAGGCGUUGCUCGGGGGCUGCUUAAGUGGCGGUGGAAGUGGCGGCGGUUCGGUGUCGACACAUGCAUUCUGGUCAGCUUCAUCUUGGAGGUUGCGGCGACGUAGGCGACGCUCGUCUGGUGGAGCUACUGCCGAUGGUCGAGGCAUAGUCGGUAGUCUGCGCCAUCAGGUUCGGGGUGCUCAGGGGGAAACCCCAGAUCUGGGUCUUCCGGAUCGGAUGAUGAUAGCGUUCUAUCGCUUACCCUUCUGGGGGCAUCGUUUUGGAGCAAGUGCUGGCUGGAGGGAUGGUGGAGCGGCGUUUCAUCUCACACUUUGAUGGCGGCGGAGAUUGAUGGCAUGGCGCUGUGGAGACUUGGCGUCCGAUGUGCGGAGAUGGGCUCGCGCAGGAGGAGGUUGCUGUCUGGCGUCAUGGUGACGUCGAUGGCUGAGUGGCCAGACAAGGUAGAAGCCUCAAUAUGAUCUGAAGACCUGUGGAAGAUGGCGACGACGACACACGAGUGCGUCUGACCGGAUUGUGCCCC